Messenger RNA from Ostreobium quekettii, 203 nucleotides. The record is from the annotation of a GenBank genome assembly. Lineage: Eukaryota; Viridiplantae; Chlorophyta; Ulvophyceae; Bryopsidales; Ostreobiaceae.
ACAUAGCAGCAAACUUGACAGAUGAAAUGUACAAAGGCGAGUACCAUGGCAAGCAAGUGCACCCCCCGGACUUGAACAGCGUGCUGGGCAGGGCAGGAGAGGCAGGUGUUGAAAUGAUCAUCAUCACGGCUGGAAACCUGUCGAUGGCUCGUGAGGCUCUUGACCUCGCAAGGACGGAUGGUACGUCAUCAUUCGCUGGCUAA